This is a messenger RNA of Ictalurus furcatus (blue catfish), 1599 nucleotides long. RefSeq names its product von Willebrand factor A domain-containing protein 5A-like. The coding region runs from base 607 to 1053 and encodes 148 amino acids. NCBI's taxonomy places the organism in Eukaryota, Metazoa, Chordata, Actinopteri, Siluriformes, Ictaluridae. The transcript has 8 exons. The record is from RefSeq and is a predicted model, not a curated record.
AUAACAUCAUCUUGCUUUUAGUGUUUUAUGCAUAAACAGCAUACAACGCCGAUAAAGUAUCUAACCUCCUGUUUUUGCCUGUAUAGGGAUGAGCAAGAUUGCACGUAUAAAGACAUGUAUCCGUAAGUAACUGAACACAGGAGUUUGUUAGUACUUAUAUUAUUCAUCAUUGUAAAACUGUACCCUCAAAUUUAAAACAUACAAGGAUAUGCAAUACAGCUAGUUUCAUGAAUGACAAUUAGUCAUGAGACUAAUUGUAUUGCAUAUCCUUGUAUGUUGGAAAGCCACUGUCUAGGUCUCAGAGUAAAAUAAAAUAAAUGAUAUGUCAUUCUUUUCAUUGUUUAGUCAUGAAAAAUAUGCAAUCAUGUAUAAUAAAUUAAAAACUUAAUUAAAAAAAAGUGCUACAGGAAGCUCAUAGCUGGUUUGCUGUACUUUCACUGAGCUCAUUGAGAAUAUAACCUCCUCCAUCCAUACCUGUGUACCUUUUCUAAAUAUUUAUUAACAUAUUUUCUUGUUUCUUUUAAAAAAAAACUUUCUCUAAAAUGUGGUGGAAUUCGGCAUGUAGCAAACAAGGGUAUAGUGGCGAGCAAGAGACCACUUGCAAGGAUGUGUACCCGAAUUCGGCAUGUAGCAGACCUGGAGACGAGUCAGGUGGCUGCACCAAUGAGUCUUCCUAGUUUCUGUUAUGAAGAUAUUGACAUUAUCCCAGAAAUUUCUGAGUCUCCAAAGGACCCGUUGUUGCAACUCGUCUCCCUCCAGAAGGCUUUGGGUUGCUGGGAAAUGGAGUCCGUGCUGGCACAGGUGUUCGGGAGGACAGAAAAAGAGCUGCUCGAGCAGAUUCCUGCACAGGUGAAGCCAGAUGUCUGGGCUACACUUCUGGCUCUGAUUUGGUUACAUGGCUUUAAGAUCGAUGUACAGGUUGAGUGGCAGUUUUUGGCCAUGAAAGCAGUGGCAUGGAUCCGCACUCAGAAAGUGGUCAACCAGUCAGAGUGUGUACGGAUAGGUAAUGCUCUACUGGGCUGUCAGGUUAAAGAAGAUGCUCUUGGGCUCUGAAGACUUCACCCUCUUACAACAUCCACACAAAAACCUUGGCAUAAUUUCUCUUUUACUUAUUUUUACUUAUAUUAGCAUGCCUUUACAUAUAAGAUGAUGUUGUCAGUGGAAUUACUUGCAUGGCCAUAAAAUACUGGAAACUUGACUAUCCUGUAGGGAUAAAGUAAAACUUUGCACACAUUUGGUUGUCAAGUGCAAAGAGUUAAAUUAAAAUAGAAAAAAGUGACAUUUUAUUUGUUUGUAAAAUCUUUUCUUGAGUUCAGGUUUUAUUUUAACAUGCAUUUAAUUGUGUGUAGUAUGUAGUGUUUGGCCCAAAAAUCCAACAAGGUCAGUGAGUCACAGGCUUAAUCCAGUUGUUGCUUGCUAAGGAUUAAAGUUUUUAAUAAAAGUUCAUAACAACAAAAGCAAUAAUUGUUGUUGUUUUAGUGGCUACAUUAAGAAUAUUAAUAAACUGUUCAUAGCAUAAUAGAUCUAAAUAACAAAUAUAGCAGCAAGCAGCCAUUAUCAGGGUUCAAGCCGUUUAGGACCCUUAAAGAUGUUAAAAGA